AUGUCUAAACCAAUGAGCAUCCUGUCUUUUCUUCUCUUCAGUAUCCCUAGCGGUUUAGCAAUAAAUGAGAAAUCAAGACCAAUUGAAAUAACCAAAGAUGUUGUCAUCAUUGGAGGAGGUGCAUCAGGCACCUACGCCGCAGUCCGUCUCCGCGAAGACCUCGGGAAAAGCGUCAUCGUCAUUGAGCCCAGACCUAAUCUAGGCGGCCACACAAGUACAUAUCUCAUCCCAGAAACAAACACCACUGUCGAUUACGGCGUGCAGUCGUAUCUUCCCUAUGGUCCUGCAUCUUCGUUCUUCGCCCGCUUCAACAUUACGACCGAAGUCUUUUCUCCAGAGCGACUGACUUCACUGAACGUCGACGUCGAAACAGGAAAAACGCUCCUGGAUUACCGUGCGCCAAGUUUGAAUGCUACAAAUGAAGCAUUAAGCCGCUGGCUCACCAUUACCCAGAAAUACCAACAGUACCUGGAGCCAGGAUAUUGGAAUUUCCCACGUCCCGGCGAUAUCCCCGAUGAUUUCCUAAUCCCCUUUGAGCAGUUUGCAAAGAGGGAGGGAAUUGAAGCGGCAGUGCCGCGCAUAACUGCGAUUUCAGGUGUGGGAUACGGGGGUGUGAGGGAUCUCUUAACAUUGACUGUGUUCCAAGCAUUCGGGGCAUCACUUACACAAGAUUUCCUGCAAUCCAAGCUCUUCCGCCCAACAAACAGCAACAACGCCCUCCUCUACACCCGCGCCCUCUCCCUCCUAAAGUCCGACAUCCUCCUCUCCAGCACCGUACAAUCCACCAAACGCACAAAAAACAGCAUCCAGCUCACCGUCAUCCACGCAAACGGUACUUCCUACCUGAUAACUACCAAGAAGAUCCUCUUUACCGCACCCCCAACCCUCACCAACUUACUCCCCUUCAACCCCGACAAGCGCCAAAAAACCCUCUUCACCCCCUGGACCCCCAGCGCAGAAUUCGUAGCUAUAAUCCACGCACCCUGCCUCCCUGCCAAAACCUCGAUCUCCUUCCUGCCCCACGCCGUAGUACCAACCAGCUACCUGUCACUAAAAGACUACCCUUACACUCUCCGCCUCGACGCUACUGGCCCUGUGGGUACAAAUCUCUUCCGCGUCGUCUUCGGCGCAAACUACACGCUUUCUACGCCUGCAUUCCAGCAGCUCGUGCGGGACCGCGUGCAGGACGUCAUCCGCGCUGACUCGGUAAACACCACAGCAACAGCGAACUGUGAAAUAACGUUCCGAGCGAGUUCAGAUCACUCGCGCCCGUGGUGGCCGCAGGAUGCAGCCAAGAUACAAAGUGGAUUUGUGAGCAAAGUGAAUAGCUUGCAGGGGUAUAAGGGAAUGUGGUUUGCGGGGUAUGCGUGGGGAGCGCCGUAUAGCUCGACUGUUUGGGCGGUUGUUGAUACGGUUUUGGAGAGGAUGGUUGGGGUGUAA
Messenger RNA from Bipolaris victoriae FI3, 1440 nucleotides. RefSeq lists its product as hypothetical. Gene Ontology annotation, molecular function: oxidoreductase activity. The record is from RefSeq and is a predicted model, not a curated record. The coding region runs from base 1 to 1440 and encodes 479 amino acids. NCBI's taxonomy places the organism in Eukaryota, Fungi, Ascomycota, Dothideomycetes, Pleosporales, Pleosporaceae. The transcript has 2 exons.